CGGAGGCGGGGCUCGGGGCAGGGGCGGGCUCGGGGCGGUUGGUUGGAGCGGCAGCCGAGAGGUCCGGGAAAGUUUCUUUAGAGGUGCUGCCGGGAGCGGCCAUGUCCCACGGCCCCAAGCAGCCCGGCGCGGCCGCCGCGCCAGCGGGCGGCAAGGCUCCGGGACAGCAUGGGGGUUUCGUGGUGGCUGUCAAGCAAGAGCGCGGCGAGGGCCCGCGGGCCGGCGAGAAAGGGUCCCACGAGGAGGAGCCAGUGAAGAAGCGCGGAUGGCCCAAGGGCAAGAAGCGGAAGAAGAUCCUGCCCAACGGUCCCAAGGCACCGGUCACGGGCUACGUGCGCUUUUUGAACGAGCGGCGCGAGCAGAUCCGCACGCGCCACCCGGACCUGCCCUUUCCCGAGAUCACCAAGAUGCUGGGCGCCGAGUGGAGCAAGCUCCAGCCUGCGGAGAAGCAGCGGUACCUGGACGAGGCUGAGCGGGAGAAGCAGCAGUACAUGAAGGAGCUGCGGGCGUACCAGCAGUCGGAAGCCUACAAGAUGUGCACGGAGAAAAUCCAGGAAAAGAAGAUAAAGAAAGAGGACUCGGGCUCCGGGCUGAUGAAUACUCUCUUGAAUGGACACAAGGGUGGGGACUAUGACGGCUUUUCCACCUUUGACGUCCCCAUCUUCACUGAAGAGUUCUUGGACCAAAACAAAGCGCGGGAGGCGGAGCUGCGGCGCCUGCGGAAGAUGAACGUGGCCUUCGAGGAGCAGAACGCGGUGCUGCAGAGACACACGCAGAGCAUGAGCAGCGCGCGCGAGCGCCUGGAGCAGGAGCUGGCGCUGGAGGAGCGGCGGACGCUGGCGCUGCAGCAGCAGCUCCAGGCCGUGCGCCAGGCGCUCACCGCCAGCUUCGCCUCGCUGCCAGUGCCAGGCACGGGCGAGACCCCCACGCUCAGCACCCUGGACUUUUACAUGGCCCGGCUGCACGGCGCCAUCGAGCGCGACCCCGCGCAGCACGAGAAGCUCAUCGUCCGCAUCAAGGAGAUCCUGGCCCAGGUCGCUAGUGAACACCUAUGAGGGUGGCGGCUGCCCCAGAAUCCAGAGAAGACUAAGUUCUAGUGGCGGCCCCUUCCCCACCCCACCUCACAGAGGGUCCGGGGUCCACCUUUUGGGGCCAGACCCGAUCUUGCACCUUGGGGGCUCCAGCCCCCCUAAAAUUAAAUUUCUACAGCAUCCUCCCAGCUUUCACCUUCCAGCACCCUGAACCAGAAAAGUCACCCACCAUGCAUGACGCACAGAGAACCCCACAGCCCUGGCGUCCCACAAGGUGUGCUAGCCUCACAAGGUCACACCACAGGGUGUGGGGACGACACAGGCAGAGAAAACCCACCCCUGGCCUCCCACAUGGUGGCCACCACACGCACCCCACCCUCACAGGCAUACCGCGGGGGGACCUCCCCCCACCUGCACACUCGGGCACUCGGGUGGGGGCCAACACCUGUCAGAUUCCUGCAGCCCAGGACGGGGGGAGUAGUACCGACCACCCCACCGUGGUCCUGCUGAGGGACCCUCAUGGAGGCGGCCCCUUUGCCAUUGCUUGAUCCAGACUUUUUAAAUAAAAUGGAAUUUGAAUUUCAA
Molecule: messenger RNA, 1616 nt
Organism: Manis javanica (Malayan pangolin)
Lineage: Eukaryota; Metazoa; Chordata; Mammalia; Pholidota; Manidae
Gene: HMG20B
Product: high mobility group 20B
Biological process (GO): regulation of gene expression
Cellular component (GO): nucleus
Source: RefSeq, a predicted model, not a curated record